AUGUCUCUAAAUUACAUCAAAAACUUCUAUGAAGGAUGUGUAAGUACUAUUCAAAAAAAUUUCCACACCCUUUUCUUCGGAUCUAUCCGAAUGUUCUUCCUUGGAGUGUUGGGCUUUGCGGUUUAUGGGAAUGAGGCUUUGCACUUCAGCUGUGAUCCAGACAAAAGAGAGAGAAAUCUCUUCUGUUACAAUCAGUUCAGGCCAAUCACUCCACAAGUGUUCUGGGCAUUACAACUAGUGAUUGUCCUGGUUCCUGGAGCUAUUUUCCAUCUUUAUGCUGCAUGCAAAAGCAUCAAUCAAGAGUGUAUUCUUCAAAAGCCCAUCUACACUGUGAUUUACAUCUUUUCAGUUUUAUUAAGAGUUAGUCUAGAAGUGAUAGCAUUUUGGCUUCAGAUCCACCUUUUUGGUUACCAAGUAAAACCUCUUUACUUGUGUGAUGCUGGAUCUCUUGGGAAAAAAAUGACUAUGAUAAAAUGUAUGGUUCCAGAACACUUUGAAAAGACCAUUUUUCUCAUUGCAAUGUAUACAUUUACUGUAAUUACAAUGGUACUAUGUGUUGCUGAGGUUUUUGAGAUCAUAUUUAGAAGAUUAUGUUUUCUAGUUAAGCAAUGA
Messenger RNA from Castor canadensis (American beaver), 612 nucleotides. It is a transcript of the gene Gje1, whose product is annotated as gap junction protein epsilon 1. The record is from RefSeq and is a predicted model, not a curated record. Gene Ontology annotation, molecular function: gap junction channel activity. Gene Ontology annotation, cellular component: connexin complex. Gene Ontology annotation, biological process: cell-cell signaling. NCBI's taxonomy places the organism in Eukaryota, Metazoa, Chordata, Mammalia, Rodentia, Castoridae.